AUGACCGUCACCAUCACCGAGCCCGCCAAGACUGUCUACGACCUCGGCCUGACCUCCGGUCAAGUCGAGCCCGACUUUGACAAGCUUGUCGCCUACGACGAGUUCCCCAAGGAGGUCACUGGUCGCACCGUCUGGACCAAGGAGCAGCUCCAGGCCGACGACUCGCUUUGGCAGUACCGCUGGACUCCGGAGCUUGUCGCGCAGCUCGAGGAGGCUUACGCCAACUUUGAGGCUACUGGAGAGCCUCUUACGGCCAUCAACAAGAACACCUGGAAGUUUCCCCAGGGUGCGUACGACUUUCUCCACAACCUGCGUGACGAGAUUGUCAACGGCCGCGGUGUCGCUGUGAUCAAGGGUCUUCCCGUGGUCGAGUGGGGUGUCGAAAAGUCGGCCGCCAUCUACCUUGGUAUCGGCACCGUGUUUGGCUACACCCUCAGCCAGAACGGCAAGGGCCACGUUCUUGGUCACGUCAAGGACCUCGGCAAUGACCCCACGCAGAUCGACAAGGUCCGCAUCUACUCCACUGCCGCUCGCCAGUUCUUCCACUCGGAUGCCUCGGACAUUGUUGGCCUCCUCUGUCUCCACCGCGCCAAGGAGGGCGGUGAGAGUGACAUUGUCUCCUCGCACCACCUCUUCAACACUCUCCAAAAGGAGCGCCCCGAUGUUGUCAAGCUUCUGGUCGCGCCCGACUGGUACAACGACCGCAAGGGCGAGCAGAACAAGGGCCAGGACGGCUGGCUCCGCAAGGCGGUCUACUACUACCACGACGGAAAGGUUUUGAGCCACUUUGACCCCUACUUUGUCAAGUCGACUGGCCGUUUCAUCGACGCUGGUCUCAUUCCUGCCAUGACCCCUGCCCAGCAGGAGGCUAUCCAGGUGCUCGAUGACACUGCCCAGCGCCUGGCGCUGCACACCAUCUUGGAAGUCGGAGACAUCCAGCUGCUUGCCGACACCCACGUCUUCCACGCUCGCACAGCGUACACCGACUAUGCUCCUCCCGCUCCCCGUCGCCACCUCCUCCGCCUGUGGCUCUCGACUCCUGUGUCGGAGGGCGGCUGGCAGCGCCCCUUCCCCGACGGAGACUACCUCAAGCGCGGCGGUAUUCAGGUCGAUCUUCAGAAGGAGACCUUCCCCCUUGACGGCGAGUAG
Molecule: messenger RNA, 1149 nt
Organism: Apiotrichum porosum
Lineage: Eukaryota; Fungi; Basidiomycota; Tremellomycetes; Trichosporonales; Trichosporonaceae
Exons: 2
Coding region: 1-1149 (382 amino acids)
Molecular function (GO): oxidoreductase activity
Source: RefSeq, a predicted model, not a curated record